This is a messenger RNA of Symbiodinium sp. CCMP2456, 651 nucleotides long. NCBI's taxonomy places the organism in Eukaryota, Dinophyceae, Suessiales, Symbiodiniaceae. The record is from the annotation of a GenBank genome assembly.
CCGCUCCUUGACGUCGAGUGCGAGCCAGGUCAGGCAAUUGAGUGGUCUUUGCAAGUGAUUCAUCCGUUCACUGUGCAUCCCGCUCUUCCCCCAAAGAUCUUGGACAACAUCAAGUUGAUCGUGUCCUCGCCACAGGCGCUGACGGCUCGUCGCCAUGAACUUCUCCGGUUCUGGCACGGCCGUGCUCUUGCUCUGCUACCGGAGACUGAUCGGCAACUUCGUUCGGUACCAGAUCCAGCUCUUCGACGUCUGCUUCGUGGUGUUCCCGACUAUGUCGAUCUGCAACUCGGUCUUUGCGCUCAUGUUGCUCUCUAUGACGAGCUCUUUGCGGCCAUUGAUUGCUCGGACAACGAGCUUCUCUCCAGCCUUCGCUCGGGCUUCCCGAUCGUUGGAGAGAUUCAAAGGUCCGAUGAGGUUGGCCCAGAUCGAGUGGGAGCGGUCAUGUUCGAUCGUCGCUCUCCGGCGCCCAAGCAGUUCUCAGAAGUUAUCCCCUCGGAGAUCGUUGACAAGUGGAUCCCGCGGAAGACACAGAUCGUCCCGAUCGAGAUGACCGCACCGAUCCUGGCGAUCGAGACGUUUCGUGAUCAUCUGAGAAAUAAGGAUGUUCUGCUUCUGAUCGAUUCGGAAGCUGUGGAAGCUGCUCUUAGUUAA